Molecule: messenger RNA, 843 nt
Organism: Biomphalaria glabrata
Lineage: Eukaryota; Metazoa; Mollusca; Gastropoda; Planorbidae
Product: grpE protein homolog 1, mitochondrial-like
Exons: 3
Coding region: 76-762 (228 amino acids)
Biological process (GO): protein folding; protein import into mitochondrial matrix
Cellular component (GO): PAM complex, Tim23 associated import motor
Molecular function (GO): adenyl-nucleotide exchange factor activity; protein homodimerization activity; protein-folding chaperone binding
Source: RefSeq, a predicted model, not a curated record
UUCCAUUUCAAGGAGUUGACAAGAAAAAUGUUAAAGGUAAACUUUUAUUGAAAAGAGUUGCAUCAUACUUACAAAAUGGCGACUUCUACAUGCGUAUUUCGUGUUCUAAACUAUUCAUCAAAAUUAUCAAAAAACAUAUUUCUAAAUUGUUCAUACAGAAGUAGAUGCUUACUAUCAACAACUGCAAAUGAAAACAAUAGCACUCCGAAAGACCAACCACCUACUCAGCAGCAGGCAGAUACAGAUGAACAGGUUAAAACAGAUCCACAAAUUCUCAAAUUGGAAACACAAAUUAAGAAUUUACAGGAAGAAGUCAAGGAAGCAAAGGAUAAAUAUUUGCGGUCACUGGCAGAAACAGAAAACUUAAGGAAGAGAUUGACCAGACAAGUGGACGAAGCAAAGCUUUUUGCUAUUCAGAGUUUUUGUAAGGAUCUGUUGGAAGUAUCUGAUGUUCUUAGCACAGCCAUCAACUCAGUUCCUAAGGACCAACUGACUCCCUCUAACCCCCACCUCAUGAACUUGUACCAAGGACUCAACAUGACCGAAACGCAGCUCAUGAAAGUGUUCAACAAGCACGGCCUGGAAUCCAUAGCUCCCAAGGAAGGGGAGAAGUUUGACCCCAAUUUCCAUGAGGCCCUGUUUCAAGUGCCCAUCCAGUCCAAAGAAACUCAGGUACCAGACACUGUGGCAGUGGUACAGAAGUUAGGAUACAUGCUACGCAGCCGUACUCUUAGGCCAGCAUUAGUUGGGGUUUUUAAAUGAACUCUUGUAGGCAGUCCUGAUCAUUUUUCUUUCAUUGCAGUCAGAUUUUUUUUUAAAUAACAAGAAGAUCGCAACUUAAAA